Messenger RNA from Neopsephotus bourkii (Bourke's parrot), 537 nucleotides. It is a transcript of the gene MRPL51, whose product is annotated as mitochondrial ribosomal protein L51. Lineage: Eukaryota; Metazoa; Chordata; Aves; Psittaciformes; Psittacidae. The record is from RefSeq and is a predicted model, not a curated record. Gene Ontology annotation, molecular function: structural constituent of ribosome. Bases 9 to 464 code for a protein of 151 amino acids. The transcript is spliced from 2 exons. Gene Ontology annotation, cellular component: mitochondrial large ribosomal subunit. Gene Ontology annotation, biological process: translation.
UCACCACAAUGGCGGCGCUGGUGCGGGCGGCCGGGCGAGCCCUGCUGGGCUGCGCCGCGCCCCUGCUCCGCGCCGAGCGGAGCAUUAGCAGCGGCAGCGGGGCGCUGUGCGGGCCAGUGCGGCCUGGCCUCCCCGUGCCGCUGUCCUCGCCCCUGGCAGGGCUCACCCGGCCUAUCCGCAUCAGGGAACCAAAGAAGCGCAAGCAGGUGGAUCGGUGGACGGAAAAACGAGCCUUGUUCGGGGUCUACGACAACGUGGGAAUCCUGGGUGGCUUCCAGCUGCACCCGAAGAACCUCAUCGUGGGGCCCACGUGGCUGCGAGGCUGGCGGGGAAACGAGUUGCAGAGGUGCAUUCGUAAGAAGAAGAUGGUGGGAGAUCGGAUGUUUAUGGAGGACUACCACAAACUCAACAAGAGGAUCCGGUUCUUGUACAAGCGCUUCAAUCGCACUGGGAAGCACCGUUAGCACUGACUGUGAGUCUGAUAUAUGCAGCAUGGUUUUGUGCUGUCGUGGUCAGAAUAAAAACAGCUUUCACACA